AUUGCCGGCCGUCUCAGCGACCGCACAUAAAAAAUAUCGAACCAAAAACACGGACUUAUUUGUUUUUUUAAUCCUCAGUGUCAGUGGUUGCUUAUCUUCUAAUUUUUGAAGGACCAAUUUUAGAAUGAAGGUCUUACUAUUAUGUAUGGCCUUUGCGGCCGUAUCUCUGGCCAUGCCUGUGGCCGAGGAGAAACCUGUAGUGCCUGCUGUUCCUGAAGUAAAGGCUGAAGCUGUUGACCCUAAGCCUGAAGAAAAACCCGCUGAUGUAAAGAAACCUGAAGAACCUAAAAAGGAGGAAGAUGCUGCGCCAAAGAAACAAGAAGCGGCCGAGCCCAAGAAAGAAGAAGCCGCUGAGCCCAAGAAAGAGGAAGCAUUAGAGCCCAAAAAAGAAGAAGCAUCUCUUGAAGGCAAAAGUGCACCAGUAGAAGAGAAGGCCAAGGAAGAGCCGAAACCUGAAGCUCAGCCUGAAGAAAAGAAAGAAGCUGCUCCUGAAGCCAAGUCCGCUCCCGCUGUGCCUCAGCCCGAGGUAAAGAAGGAAGAGAAACCCGAAGAAUCUAAACCAGAAGAGAAACGCGAGGAGCCUGAAGCUAAACCCGAAGCCAAAUCCGCUGAAUCGCAGGCUACUGUGAAAGAGGUUGCCAAAGAAGAGCCUGCCCCUAAGCCAUCUGUACCCCAAGAAGUUAUUGACGUAGUAAGUGCUGUUAGAAGCCCGGCCGCUAUUGCUGACGAUGUUGCUGAUCCUGCCGCAAUCUUACCUACCCCAGUGAAGAAAAUUGAUUUGCCCGUCGAACCCAAAAGCGCACAGCCUGAGGCGGCAGUAACGGCCGAAGAACCUAAAUCUCCUAAAGCCGAAGAGAAGGCAAGCGAGCCUGCCAAAAAACCCGUUGCUCCUUCAGUAGAAGCCAAAGAGACACCUGCUGCGCCUAGCGAUGAUAGCCUACGUGUAGUUCGCGAUACCGUUGAUGACAAAGUCAAAGCCGCUGCUGUUGAACAGCCUAAAGCCGCAGAAUCUAAACCCGAGGAGCCUAAGGCCGAGAAGAAGUCCGCCGAGCCUGCCAAAGAAGAAGCCCCUAAAGUAGAAUUACCGAAAGAGGAUGCCAAGGAAGUGAAAUCUGCAAAGGCUGAAGAGCCUGCUAAAGCCGAAGAACCUAAAAAGGAAGAGAAGCUUGAGGAACCUAAGAAAGCUGAACCAGAAGCAGAAAAACCAAACCAGCCCGAGGUCAAAGCAGCUAAGGAAGAGAAAAAGCCUGAGGAAAAGAAAGAAGUAAAAGCUGAGAAGCCCCAAAACGCAGAGAAACCCCUAGGAGAUGCCCCGUCAGAUGACUCCGAUGAGAGUGGAGAGAGCAGCGAAAAAGAAAACAGCAAAGAGACAAAUUCUUCAGAGGAGAGCAAGGAGCAGUCUUAGAAUAGUGAAGUAUUAAUCCAGCAUUGACACUGAGCCCGUACGCCGGUUCUCUUGCUGGCUACAAAUCCGCAAGUGAAUGCUCGGUCUACUUAGCAUGUAUUUCCAAGCGUGGUGUGGUGGCGACGGAUUUUCCCACGGAUUUGUGGCUCGUGUAGUGAAUGCUUUUAGGUUACUGAAUGGGAAGGCACCGGCAGCAGGCGUGUGUCGACGUCCCUCGACACGCGCCUGCGGCCCGCCGCUCCGAAUGGUAAUCCCAGCUGUCAUUCCGCCAUCUUGGACUAACUACUGGGAUAUUAGCCUGUGAGUGUGAACGGUCGCCGCUGUGGCGAUCACUAUUCAUAGUUCUAGAGACUUAUUUAAAUAGACGAACCGAAAUUACCUAAGUUGUAAUUAUCUCACAAAGUAAAUUAUCGAAUUUCCGGUACUAUAAGUAAUAAAAUAAUGUUUUUUUACA
This is a messenger RNA of Leguminivora glycinivorella, 1859 nucleotides long. RefSeq names its product neurofilament heavy polypeptide (gene bnb). Lineage: Eukaryota; Metazoa; Arthropoda; Insecta; Lepidoptera; Tortricidae. The coding region runs from base 125 to 1405 and encodes 426 amino acids. The transcript is spliced from 2 exons. The record is from RefSeq and is a predicted model, not a curated record.